Nicrophorus vespilloides is the source of this 663-nucleotide messenger RNA. Its product is annotated as homeobox protein rough-like. The transcript has 3 exons. Gene Ontology annotation, molecular function: DNA-binding transcription factor activity, RNA polymerase II-specific; DNA binding. Bases 1 to 663 code for a protein of 220 amino acids. The record is from RefSeq and is a predicted model, not a curated record. Lineage: Eukaryota; Metazoa; Arthropoda; Insecta; Coleoptera; Silphidae. Gene Ontology annotation, biological process: regulation of DNA-templated transcription.
AUGACCACAAAUCCACAGAAGAUUACUCAACCCUCGUCGCCGCGCGACUUCUUCCAGCGACUCUACGGUCACCUGGAGACCAAAGGGCAGGAACCCCGCGAAUCCACCAAAAGUAGUGAACAUCUUGUUGCUAACAACAAUAAUAACAUCAUCGCUCCGGUACCAGUAUUGGCCAGUCCUCUUCAAUUCCUCAUUCCAAACGCGGCCGAUGCUCAUCUUAGUGCUGCAGCUGCUGCUGGAUUAUCUGCAUUUUUGGCUCGUCGAAGGCGGAAGGAAGGAAGACCUCGAAGGCAGAGAACUACCUUCAGCAGCGAGCAGACUCUGCAUCUGGAGAUCGAGUACCAAAGAUCCGAGUACAUAAGCAGAGGUCGCAGGUGCGAGUUGGCCGAAUCCCUGCAGCUAUCCGAGACACAGAUCAAGAUCUGGUUUCAGAAUCGGAGAGCCAAAGACAAGAGGAUAGAGAAGGCACAACUUGAUCAUCAAUACAGGAAGUUCCUGGGUGCUCUGCCCGGCACCCUGUGUCCAAUCUGCAUGGAAACCAGUUGCUACCACACUUCGUUCCUCUCUCAACCCUACCUGAGAGCGCCACCCCCGGUUAACGAAGAGACGCAAAAGAACGCACCUGAACCUCCGAGCAACCCCGACCAGAAGAUUGCACCAUGA